AUGGUUGGUCCAAAAGUUAGAUACAAAUUCUGGAUAAUCUCUUGUGCGUUAAUAUUAGUUAUUUCCUUUGUCACUCAACAACAACUAGCUGAUAAAAAUAUUCCUAUACAAAAAGAACGUUUAUUUACAUCUGAUGAACUUCAAUCAUAUACAAAAGAUGAAUUAUAUUUAGCUAUUUUAGGACACGUUUUUAACGUUUCAUCAGCACCGCGAUUUUAUUCAUCGUCGGGAAGUUAUAAAUUCUAUACAGGUCGAGAUGCUUCUCGUAGUUUUCAUACGGGUAAAACAUCCGAUGAAGAUUUAACUGAUGACUUAACUGGAUUAAAUGAUGAAGCAAUUGCUGGAAUAUAUCAAUGGUUAACAUUCUAUGAAAAACAAUAUCCAAAAAUCGGUAAAUUAAUUGGUCGAUAUUUUGAUUCGAAUGGAACACCAACAAAAGAUUUUACUAAUGUUCUUACAUCUGUUAAUAAUAUGAAAAAGAAAGAUGAAGACAAAGCAAGUUUCGAACAAAAAUGGCCACCAUGUAACAGUGAAUGGUCACAUGAUACUGGUCGACGAGUAUGGUGUACAGAAAAAAGUGGUGGAAUCGAACGCGAAUGGAUUGGUGUACCACGACGAUAUUUUGAUAGUUUAACAAAAGUUGAACGAUGUGUUUGUAUAAAAAAUAGUGAUGAACAAGAUGGUCGAUUUAAACAAUAUAAAGAUUGUUCACCAACAAGUGCGGAAUGUCAAAUAUUAGACUAG
This is a messenger RNA of Adineta steineri, 744 nucleotides long. Lineage: Eukaryota; Metazoa; Rotifera; Eurotatoria; Adinetida; Adinetidae. The record is from the annotation of a GenBank genome assembly.